CUCAUCAUACCCCGCCCUUCCUCACACUCCUUCCCUCGCCUUCGCCCAGCUUGUUUCUUUCCAAACAUCGUCAUUUCACCUGGCUACUAUCACGCUCUAACCUGACCUUUCUUUCGGGGCGACUAUUAACUGCCAGAUCUCUUGACUGCAAGACACUCUUCGAUCUUAUUGUCUCUCCUUUCCCCGAGGAGCACUUCCCCACCCACCAUCGCGUCCAUCGACAACGCGGUAAUCGUGCCUACCAUCGAUGCAAGUCCAGCGAUUGGGAAAUCGCAGCGCUCUCGGUUGAAGACAAGGUGUCGCUGUUACCAGAUUGAACCCCCCCCUGCUACAAGGUUGAUUCGUUAAAGAGUUCCCGGUUCUCAAAGGAGGAAGUGCAAUCAUGGCUGGCAAGAGCGAUCGCAAGGCAGAGGACCAUGCUGAAGAGAAUUGGUCGGCCAGCGAGAGCUCAACCAGGGCUCUGCCUUCGCUGUCCACGGCUUCAAGGUCCAUUACGCCAAAGGGACCUCUGUUCCCCAACCUGGGAGAAGCGCACCAGGCCAUCACGUCAAGGCUGGCAUCGCACUCUGCUGGACGUCACGUUCCCGACAAGCCUUCACAGCCCUCUUCUUCUACUUCGUUCGUCAAUGUAUCCUCCAUCUCGACGGGAUCGGCCGACAGCCAGCCAAGCGCCACUCACAUGGAGUUCGCCAGGCCCAACUAUCCAGCUCAGCGGUGUCUGACGCCCUUCUUUGACACUUCAUCCUCAGGCGAUGAAUCGGCCAAGACGCCGACUGGCCCAUCGCCAGUUGUCUCGCCCUUGGCAUCAUCCAGCGGCGGCAACUCUGUGGGGGACAGCCUCAACGAUGGCGCUGGAGAGACCUACGUCAUGUCCGACCUUUUGGGAACUGGGGAGAUUAUCGAGGUCAUGUACGAUGAAUGCUACACGCCGCCCCUGUUCGCCCAGUCAACCUCAUCGGCCAAGGUUCACCAGUCCAAAGCCGUCGGUAGUGACGAGGAACCCAGCAACAAGUGUCAGGGCCCUUCGCGGAGAGCUGCUCAGAGCACGCACGUCCGCUCUACAGACAUACGACGGGCUAAUACUGAUGUCAGUUCGACCAUGGGUUACUGGCAUAUGCACCCUGCUGAUGAUGAGCCCUCACCAAUCUCUUUGCCCAAGCUGCCAAAGCCCGGAGUGCCAAAGAAACACCCUGCCAGAGGAAACAAAGGUGUCCUCAACAUCAGCCGUCCUGUACUUUCUGUGCAGACUAUUCCCAACUGUCAAGAUGCCACUAACAAGUCUGCGGACGCAGGUCAAGCUAGCCGGCAUGCAACCACUACCAGCACUGCGACAUCAAUCACCAGUCAAGACAUUGAGGACUUCGUCAUUUGUGGCCGGCUUCCUCCCCAGCCUGGUCACGACAAGCCCUCAAAUCAGGAUGUUCAGGAGAGCGAAAACAGUCAUGGCGAGAGCUCCAAUGCCGGCGGGUCUACCGACUCUGACGAGGACCCAUUCAAGUAUGACCGCGGCUCCUUCACCGGUUUUCUCCAGCCCUCCAGGGAGAGGGAAGUUAGUGCUGCCCUUCGCUGCGUGAGCGACAACAGUAUUGCUUCCGUGAGUGGGCUUCUGCACCUGGCGUCGCCCCAGGCCCCAACCCCGCUCGGCUUUCAAAGCAACAACCCAUUCGCGGCCAGGCUGCAGUCGUACCAGACACCUGCUGUUGGUUACGACUGGGGUGACGAAGACGGGCUGAACGAGGUGAGGAUUCCUGUUGUUCGCUCGCCGCCUCCCGUCCCGCCGAAUUCUCCCGUUCAACAUGCAAUGAAUUUGAGUGAUUUCGUCGAAGGGCUGGGUAGUCAGCGUCACAGGAACGAGAUUUUUACCCUCAUGAGUGACCAGGCGGAUUGGGAGACUGUCACUACCAGUGUUGGCCAGUUCGACAGCAACCGGGCCCUAGCUUCCUCAACAGGUCUCAGUGGUAGCCAUCCCGUGAAGGUUACAGGAAGCAGCAUCGCAGACUAUUCAGACACCAGCAGUGUCCAUGUGCCUCAAUUCGAUGCGUUUUCCUCGACAGAGAAAAUCAUGGAGCUCAUCACUACCAAUCACCCGCUCGACACUCACGGUCGUCGGAUGUUGAAAGGCCCUGGCCGUCCUGUCUUCCCUCCGAAGCCACGGAUUCAUCGUGUCAACGGGUAUCUUCAGAACCCCCGUCGCAUGUUCAUUGAUACAACCACCGGCAGCAGCGGGACCUCGGUCAGGAGCGCAUUAGUCGAGAGGCUCACUGCUUCAAUCCGAUCUCGCAGCGCAAGGAAGCAAGCGUACCAGCAAAAUUCUCAGCUUAAAUCGGAUCGUUGGUCCAGGGCCAGUGGCUUCGAGUCAUUGGACUCCAUUUCCUCAACCUACUCGGACCAACCCCCUGCGAUGGAUGGGUUUCAGGCUACCAACAGUACUCACGAAAGUAGGACUAAUGCUGUUGUUGGAUGCAAGAAGCAGCAAGGUCAGGAAACCACCUUCGGAUUGUUGACGUCUCCGAUUCCCAAAGAGCCCGCUCCCGUCCAUCUGAAGGGCCACCAACCAGCUCAGCCAAAUCACACUCAGCGACUUUCCGGUUUUAAGUCGCCAACCCUGUUCAGCUUUCCGCUCAUUAGCCUUCAAGAGGCUGCCAAACGUGCGAAAAUCAGGGCCCUAAACGACGGCGGCCUCGCCGUUACUAGCGGUACGAGAACACGGAAAAAUUCGAGCAUGGAUCCUUCCAAGGCGACUCAAAGGACGACGCAUCCUACACCGCACAUCAUGAAGCCCAUCCGUGACCAUCCCCGCCGUCCCACAUCUGCCAGUAUUUUGGGCAUCUCCGAGAAUCAUCGCGGUUACGCCAACUCCCAAGAGAAUCUCAUCAUGGGCCACGAGCGCGGCAUCUCCAACGUGACGUCCUACAAGAGCGCGACCCCGCUCGUCGCAGGCCGCUCCUCCACCCUUUCGCGCGCCUUCCGAAACCCCUUUGAGGCCGUCGGCAGCGGCGUUCAGCGGAACACCCACCCGUAUCCAGGCCAUACCUUCAUCUUCGACACUCCGCCGACUCUCGUCCAACGCGACAAGCGGAACGCCGCCCGCGCAGCCGCUGCAGCAGCCGGACUCGGCAACAACAUGUCGCCCUCGCUGCGCCAGAUCGCCGCCCUUGAGGCCGGCGCCUCGUUUGGCGCCCUCGCCACCGACGACUCGGUCUAUCUGUCUUGGGAGGCCCGCAAGCGCCGCGAGGCGUUUUAUUACCUCAUGUGCGCCCUGGCCGUGUUCCCCUUGCUCUUGCCGCUGUUUUGGCUCGGCAAGUUCGACUCGGCUCUGUCGUGGAUCACGCGAGGCGAGACGGGCUCGUUCACGCCAAAGCAGCGGUCCAGGGUCUUGUUCGUUGGGGUCAUGUUUGGCUUCAUCUGGGUGAUUGGUAUUGCGGUUGGGGGCACGGUUGCCGCGCUGAAUGCUGACCCGGAGUUGAGGGCUACUUGGUAGGCCUUAGGGUUCUGGUUGGGCUUGUCCCGGACGCCCGAAUUCGUGGUAGAGUUUUGGGGG
This is a messenger RNA of Parathielavia appendiculata, 3541 nucleotides long. RefSeq lists its product as uncharacterized. The transcript has 3 exons. The record is from RefSeq and is a predicted model, not a curated record. Bases 383 to 3481 code for a protein of 1032 amino acids. NCBI's taxonomy places the organism in Eukaryota, Fungi, Ascomycota, Sordariomycetes, Sordariales, Chaetomiaceae.